Phaeodactylum tricornutum CCAP 1055/1 is the source of this 1095-nucleotide messenger RNA. RefSeq lists its product with no specific name. The record is from RefSeq and is a predicted model, not a curated record. Bases 205 to 1095 code for a protein of 296 amino acids. NCBI's taxonomy places the organism in Eukaryota, Bacillariophyta, Bacillariophyceae, Surirellales, Neidiaceae. The transcript has a single exon.
GCGUACGUGCCUCCACAUCGACGACGUCGAUCCCGUGAUGCUGCUGCUGCGGUAGACGAGACACGUCCGGACCUUCUUACCGGAGCACCCGAGUCGGCCACUGCCACUGCCACCACCUCUCGUAUCCCAGUGUCACGCACACUCCCCUCCGUAACCUCUAUCCGGUGUAUCAAUCUACAGUCCCGUCCGGAUAAAUGGAUACAAAUGCAACAAGAAGCAGUCCGCGUUAGUCGGUCGUUCGCUGCCCAAAUGCAACGGUUUCCCGCGUGCACAGGCGGACCCCCACCGUGCCCGCCCCCGUCGUCCACAAACUCCACCCCGACGGAGACUCCCACGUCGUUUUCGUCCGCGGACGAAAACGACGUCCAAUGGGAAUGGGAUGCCACCAACAAUGCCCGCUACAGUGCCCGGGUCAUUCCUGGCCCCAAAAUACUAACGCCUGGCGAACGAGGCUGUGCCCGAUCCCACGUGGCCCUCUGGCGAGAACUGGUCCACGAUCCGACCCACCGUUGUAGUGACAAUGGUGACGCGAGACAUAGCAGUGGUGGUAGCAGUAGUAGUACUCAUGACAGCGAGAAUGGUCCCACCAUGCUAGUGUUGGAAGACGAUGUUUCCUUUACCAGUCAUCGGGGCCAGAGUCGAUUCGAAAAGUGUUGGGCCCGGGCGUGGGAGCAACUUCCCCGGGGCAACGACCCUACUUGGGGUAUCCUGUAUUUGGGCUUUUCCGAUCGUGGCGCACGUGUACUGUUGGAACGUGACGGAGCAAGGGGGGACUGCCCUCCGCAUCGUCGACGGACCUCGCACGAUCCUCGCCAUCCCACCGUGCACCUGUACCGACCCGAAUACGGAUUUCAUACCCACGCGUAUAUAAUCACUCAAGCAGCAGCGGCUCUAUUGUUGGAUCAAUUGCCCGUUGUGGGGCCGAUCGAUGUCUGGCUGGCCGAUAAUCAAUGGUUCGGCAUUCCUACCUUUUGUGCCGUGAUUGCCAACGAAGGUUGGCGACGCGACGACGGUACCUACGAAGGAGCCCCGUUGGUACGACAAAACCGUGGUCGCCACACCACUAGUGACAUUGUGCAAUCGUCCGGACGGUGA